Molecule: messenger RNA, 264 nt
Organism: Eublepharis macularius
Lineage: Eukaryota; Metazoa; Chordata; Lepidosauria; Squamata; Eublepharidae
Product: serine protease inhibitor Kazal-type 6-like
Exons: 4
Coding region: 1-264 (87 amino acids)
Molecular function (GO): protein binding
Source: RefSeq, a predicted model, not a curated record
AUGAACACCACAGGUGUAUUUGUGCUUCUAAGCCUGUCCCUCUUCUGCCUUUUUUCAGAUGUGGCUGCCCAACGCGUGAUGCAGAUUGAUUGUAGUCAAUACAUGGAUGAUUCAAUCUGCUCCAGAGAGGGAGAACCUAUCUGUGGAACAGAUGAUCAGACUUAUGGAAACCGGUGUGCUUUUUGCAAGGCCACUAGGGGAAAGGGAAAUCUUGCUGUUCGUCACAUGGGGGAGUGCAGAGGGAAAACUGGCAUGCGCAGCUGA